Malania oleifera is the source of this 1717-nucleotide messenger RNA. RefSeq lists its product as uncharacterized. The transcript is spliced from 3 exons. The record is from RefSeq and is a predicted model, not a curated record. Bases 343 to 1626 code for a protein of 427 amino acids. NCBI's taxonomy places the organism in Eukaryota, Viridiplantae, Streptophyta, Magnoliopsida, Santalales, Ximeniaceae.
AAACGCUCCCCCCACGUUCCAAAUUAUGAUUCCUGGCCGAUGGGUACCGCACUCCCAUAUCGGCAUAUCAAUUUAGAGAGAGAGAGAGAGAGAGAGAGAGGAAUGGGACAAUACGUGGACUGGUAUACGUAUGUUAUCGAAAGAGCUGCGAACCUUCAGUGUUCUCUACCACGGGUCUCCCAUGUCAGGCUACUGUCCCACCCUAUAAGCUACAUGGACCUCAUCUCAGCUAGCUCAGCCCGCUUUGUCGCCAUCUCCACCCUUCACAAAUUUUAUAUAUAAAUCCGUAAUAAUUGAUAUAGUCCAAUACUGGAGAAGGGUGAUGAAGAUCACUACCAUAGCAUGAUCAACCAAAGAGGAGUUCAUCUUCAGAAGGGAGCAGGCUUAAUAAUGAGAAGCAGAAGCCGGAUGUGUGCCCCCAGCGACCUCGAAGACGAUGACUACGAGGCCUCCCGGUGGGCCUGGUGGAGGUCUCCGGCGAACUUCGACGUCGUCGACUGCGACCCUCAUCUCAAUAAGCUCGAUCAGCUUCUUUCCAGCGCCGCGGCGGCGACGGCGGCCUCGCCCAGAGCGAGGGUUGUGAGAGAGAUGGAGCGGCUGGCCCUGGUGGCUCCCGAAGCCUUGGGCGACUUCCGCCACCGCCUCUCCGCCUACUGCCCCGGCGACUUCUGGGUUCCAACCGGAGGGAUGGAGAAGGAUGACGUGGACAUCCCGCCGGUCAUAACCAUUCUCCUCGUCGGCUUAUCCGGUUCUGGCAAAAGCUCUCUUGUCAAUCUCUGUUACAGCGUUCUCGGCCGCUCUGGGCUCCUUCCCUUCGUUCAAACAUCUUCAGGAAGAUGUAAUUGGAGAGAUAGGAAAAUGGUGAUGGAAGAGCACAACGUGUUGAGGUCGAUGAAGAGCGGGUUCUGCAUGUACGAUACCAGAGGGUUCAGUUACGAAGGGGCGGUGGAGGGUGCUGCAGAGGAGGUGAUGAGGGGUUGGAUGAGGGAAGGGGUUCGCCAUAACCAGCUGUGCCUGAGUCCCGGGGAUGAGGCGGCGGCGGAGGGUUUGAUGAGGGAAGAAGAAGACGUAUUAAUGGAGAGGGAAGAUGGAGCGGUGAGACAGUCGGGGAAGUUCAAGAAGAGGAGGGUGAACUGCGCUGUGGUGGUGGCUAACGUUGCAGAGAUACAUAAGGCUUUGAAGGCUGGGGACUUGAAGCCAUUGGAGGCCACCAAGCAACUCUUCUGCUCUCCCGCUUUGCGAAUCUGCAACGAGCACGACCCAAUCCUGAUACUGACGCACGGCGACGAGUUAUCGGCGGAGGAGAGGAUAGAGGGGCGGGUGAAGAUCUGCGAGUACAUCGGAGCGUCGGAGACCGGAGGAGGGGUUUACGACAUAGUGUGCCUGACGGAGUACGGAUUUCUACCAGAAGAAUCGGAUCCGGUGAACGCCUAUGCCCUGACGGAAGCCCUUUACAGAGCUCUGCUCAUCUCCGACAGAAGCCACCUUCCGAAGAGAAACCUCUGGGACUGGGCUCUGCUCGUCCUGUCAUGUCUCUUGUGCUUCCUUUCUGCUUUCUUCGCCUGCCUCUCUCAGAUUUUCUCCAAACUUGCCCACAUCCACAGGACCGGGCUCAAAUUCAUGUAGGGAUGAUCAUGAUGAUCACUAGCUAGCUUUAUUAGUGCACUGUGUAUAAAUAUUUUCAUUACAAGAGAAUUGAGUAUCUCGUUUUACUUUU